Messenger RNA from Geodia barretti, 390 nucleotides. Lineage: Eukaryota; Metazoa; Porifera; Demospongiae; Tetractinellida; Geodiidae. The record is from the annotation of a GenBank genome assembly.
AUGGUUGCAGAGUCGAUGGAGAUCGAUGACGAGUCGUGUGGGGAAGCCCUGAAUUUCUUUGACAGUCUGAACAUGCUGUUCUACUUCCCCGACAUCCUGCCCCAGCUGGUGUUCAUUGAGUCACAGAUGUUGCUGGAUAAGGUCUCGGAGCUGGUGGAAGAGACCUACCACAUGAGGCAAGGAAAGAAGGGCGUGUCGGGGGAGAAGCUGAGGUUCCGUGACCACGGCGAAGUGACGGAAAAGUUUAUGGGCGAGUUCGAGAGCCACUACGAGCCACCUCUGUUCACACCCAAGGAGCUGGUGACCCUGCUAAAGGGGUUGCUGGUGUUUGCGGAGAUGUCGGAGGACGUGUACUUCAUGCCGUGUCUGCUGCAAGUGGUGUUAGGAUAA